AUGCUCUACCUGGUUGCUCUUCUCUUGCACUGUCUCCCCUUGGCCAUGGGACAGUAUGACAUUUGCAAGUCCUGGGUGACCACGGACGAUGGCCCAUCAUGGGAGUUUUAUGCUUGUCAGCCCAAGGCCAUGCGGAUGAAGGAUUAUGUGACAGUACGGGUGGAUCCAGCCGGAAUCACUUGUGGGGACCCGCCGGAGAGAUUCUGCACCCAUGAGAACCCAUACCUGUGCAGCGACGAGUGUGAUGCCUCCAACCCCGACCUGGCCCACCCACCCAAACUCAUGUUCGACAGCGAGGACGAAGGGCUGGCCACGUACUGGCAGAGCGUGACGUGGCGCCGCUACCCGGAACCGCUGCUGGCCAACAUCACCUUGUCCUGGAACAAGAGCAUCGAGCUGACAGAUGACAUCGUGAUCACCUUCGAGUACGGCCGACCCACCAUCAUGAUGCUGGAGAAGUCGCUGGACAACGGGAGGACUUGGCACCCUUAUCAGUAUUACGCAGAUGACUGCAUGGAGGCCUUCAGCAUGCCAGCACGGAGGGUCCGGGACCUCUCCACCACCAGUGCCAACAGGGUCCUCUGCACAGAGGAAUAUUCCCGCUGGGCGGGCUCCAAGAAAGAGAAGACCGUCCGCUUCGAGGUGAGGGAUCGCUUCGCCAUCUUUGCUGGCCCUGACCUCAAGAACAUGGACAACUUGUACACCCGGCUGGAGAGCGCCAAAGGGCUCAAGGACUUCUUCACCGUCACCGACCUGCGGAUGAGGCUGCUGAGACCGGCCCUGGGGGGCACCUACGUGCAGAGGGAGAACUUGUACAAGUACUUCUACGCCGUCUCCAACAUCGAGGUCACCGGCAGGUGUAAAUGCAACCUCCACGCCAACCUGUGCACCUUCAAAGAAGGCAGCCUUCAGUGUGAGUGUGAGCACAACACCACGGGGCAGGACUGUGGCAAGUGCAAGAAGAACUUUCGCUCCAGGUCUUGGCGAGCAGGAUCCUACCUGCCCCUCCCCAACGGGUCCCCCAAUGCAUGUGCAGCUGCAGGCUCAGCCUUUGGCACGUAUGAGCGACCGCAGCGGGUUACCACCGCAAAAACCAGCACCACAACAACAACCACCACAACAACCACAACCACCACCAGCCCUUCAACCACCACCAGCACCCCCCUACCUGCCACCACCACCACCCAGCCAGCAAGCAUCAUCAGACCAGCCUCUGAGUUCUCUGCCUCUGUGCCCAUGAGAGAAACACAGGAAAAACCAGACUACACCAGCUUGUCAGCAGCCGCCCCACUGCAGGUGAGCUCUCCCCUCACCAAGGCUGGCCCAGGAGCAGAAGCACCGCUUGAACCCAAGCUGAAGCCAGCAGAUGCUCCUGAGAACAUUCGAGAGGCUCUGAAGAGCAAAGCAGGGCGCACAGCACACUCUGCAGGCAAGAGGCACGGGAAGAAGACAGCAUCCUCAAAGAGCUCAAAACUCAUCCGGCUCAAACCAGACUCUGGCCCAGUGGCUCCUAUUGAAACUUACAAAGACUGCGAGUGCUACGGCCACUCCAACCGCUGCAGCUACAUCGACUUCCUGAACGUGGUGACCUGUGUGAGCUGCAAACACAACACGAGGGGCCAGCACUGCCAGCACUGCCGCCUCGGCUUCUACCGCAACAGCUCGGCCGAGCUGGACGACGAGAAUGUCUGUAUAGAAUGUAACUGCAACCAGAUUGGCUCCAUGCACGACCGCUGCAACGAGACCGGCUACUGUGAAUGCAAAGAGGGUGCCACAGGGCCCAAGUGCGACGACUGCCUGCCCAACUACUACUGGAGACAGGGCUGCUUUCCCAACGUGUGCGAUGACGAGCUCCUGCUCUGCCAGAACGGCGGCACCUGCUACCAGAACCAGCGCUGCAUCUGCCCCGUGGGCUUCAAGGGGGUCCUGUGCCAGCAGUCCAGGUGUGAGGCCGACAAAAAGGACUGUGACGGAGCCCACAGCGUGCGGGGCAGCCUCGGCACCGUCCUCCUAGGGCUCUUUGCCCUGCAGCUGUGUGCCUGGGGGGGCCUCUGAAGCUUCAGAGGAGGGAGCCCAGCCCAGGCCUAUCGCCCCAGGGACCAGGGGAGACCAAGGCAAUAGGGAGCUCUCCCCACUGUCUCCUCCGCCUUCCUUCACGCUAAGGACUUGCACAACGUCUUUCGGCCCACUUUCCAAGCAGAGAGGUAUGCAGAAAACCAGGGGGCUGGCUGCUGCCCACGAGGGUGUCCCGUGGCAGCUGGGUGGCCACAAUGGCCAGCAGGGCCUGCAGCAGCCCUGUGCCGGGACACGGGGCCCGGCCUCCCCCCACGCAGCGAUUCCUGCCCUGCCCUGCACAGGCCGCCCGGGCUCUGGGGAAACGGCAGCGCCCUGAGCCAAGGGAGGGGUUUUUUAUUAUUCCUUUCUUUACUUUGGUAUAGGCUGGGGUGUUCUUUUUAUUUAGUGUCCUGUUCUGAACGAGCCUGUCAUGA
Colius striatus (speckled mousebird) is the source of this 2489-nucleotide messenger RNA. It is a transcript of the gene NTNG2, whose product is annotated as netrin G2. The transcript has 13 exons. Bases 1 to 2055 code for a protein of 684 amino acids. NCBI's taxonomy places the organism in Eukaryota, Metazoa, Chordata, Aves, Coliiformes, Coliidae. The record is from RefSeq and is a predicted model, not a curated record.